CUACCACAAACUUGUAGAAGGUGCACAGCGCGGCGGAGUUGUAGCGUUCGCAUUUUGUACGAUUGUAUGCUGCGCGAAGAAAGCGGCUAACAUGAGCCGAAACCCUGGAAAAAACAAAUUAAAUCUCAAGCUUCCGCCGGGCUCCAUAGAGCCACUAGAUCACUCGGGGUGCGAUCCGACAAACGACAAAUCGACACAGAACACGAGCAUCGAAGACUUGCAGAAAACACUCGAAGGCUUGGACUUGGAUGAACAGCAGCGCAAGCGGCUGGAGGCAUUCCUGUCCCAGAAGCAGAAAGUUGGCGAGCUCAGCAGCGAUGACUUUGAGAACCUUGGUGAGCUUGGUGCUGGAAAUGGGGGAGUUGUCACCAAGGUGCUGCAUCGACCUAGUGGCUUCAUCAUGGCCCGGAAGCUGAUUCACUUGGAAGUCAAACCUGCCAUUCGGAAUCAGAUCAUAAGAGAGCUGAAGGUGCUUCAUGAGUGCAACUCUCCGCACAUAGUGGGCUUUUACGGAGCCUUCUACAGCGAUGGUGAAAUCAACGUCUGCAUGGAAUACAUGGAUGGUGGCUCCUUAGAUUUAGUGCUAAAAAAGGCAGGCCGCAUACCUGAAAAAAUUUUGGGCAAGGUCACAAUAGCGGUACUGAAAGGUCUCAAUUAUCUGAGGGAGAAGCAUCAGAUAAUGCAUCGUGAUGUCAAGCCAUCAAACAUGCUUGUGAAUUCUAGGGGCGAAAUCAAGAUCUGCGACUUUGGCGUGAGCGGGCAACUGAUUGAUUCAAUGGCAAACUCUUUUGUGGGAACACGGUCUUACAUGUCGCCGGAGCGACUUCAAGGCACGCACUACACUGUUCAGUCGGACAUCUGGAGCCUGGGCCUAUCAUUGGUGGAAAUGGCACUGGGCCGCUACCCGAUCCCACCACCUGAUGACCGAGAACUGACUGCCAUCUUUGGCCGCAACUACACCCCUGAAAGUAACUCUGGCAUGGCAUCGGGUGAUGGACCACGGCCCAUGUCAAUCUUCGAACUUCUAGACUACAUUGUCAACGAAGCCCCGCCUUCAGUGCCAGCAGGUGUCUUCUCGCCAGAGUUCAAGGACCUCGUUGAUCGAUGCUUGAAGAGGAAUCCAAAUGAGCGAGGUGAUCUGAAGACAUUAAUGAACCAUCCGUAUGUGCGGACAUCGGAGCAAGAGAAAGUGGAUUUUGCGGGCUGGGUGUGCCAAACCAUGGGCUUGGACCCCUCAACUCCGACAAAACUUACUCCGGAGGGACAGGCCUGACUUCCAUAAUGGUCAAAACGCAGUGGAGGACGACAGCUGCUCUCGGCCCAUGAAGACGGGAAGUGCAUUCGCAACAGGGGCGAACAUACGUGCGAUCUCUGCCUCUUCACACCCACACAUUUCUCUUUUGUGGGCACAGGCUCUGUCGGGGUCUGCUGCUCUGACCCCCAUCCACCCCCUCCAACCUUCCCCUGUCGUCUAUCUGUUGCUUCCAAGUUGUUCUCUGUCUUGGACACUAGUGUCACCACUGGCCACCACAAAUCCGUAAAAUGAACUUACCUGCAGGCUAUAAUUGCAGGUGGGAAGCAGUCUGCCACAGCAGUGCAGUAGUUUCAGAGCACUGAUGCUAAUGCAUCAACUGGCAGAUUCUGAACGUUUGUGUGUGUUGCAGCAGUGCAUUUGAGGAGCGGAUGUGAGGGGCCGUUCUUGCACAGCUACUUUAUCUUUGCAUGUGCACAGCAACAGUUGCAGCGGAUAACUUUAGUUGGUGCAAUGCUCAAAAAGAGUUCACCCAGGCUGUCUCCUGGGUGCUCUAAAAAAAUCGGAUACCCGAGGACAGGUCUCCACUUCAGCAAAGGAUACUCCUUUUCAAGGAGCGAUUGAUAUUGCAUAGGUAACACUGUCAUACUUUGCUGUGGCUUAAGGGGGGAUGCCUUGUGUGUGCCUGUGUGCAAGCUAUUUGCAUUGUUGCUGUCAUGUAGAGAGGAUGUAGUUUUCUAUCCGUCUUUACGUGUUGUUAUUUAGUUUUUUUUUUUUUGCGAUAGAGCAGCUGGCCUCCUGGCCAACUUCCCAGGUAAUGCUUUCAGGUUGCUACUGCUUUGAUGUGCAGUUAGCAGGACUCUUUUGUGACAGUUGUAGCUACCAUUGCGUUUCGUUUCACAGGCCAGAAGUAACAGCAUGCACUGCUCACUGCAGGUAGUUGCAAGGUUAGCUGCAGUACAGCUGUUUUUAGUUCUUUUAACUUUUUCAUGCCAUUCAGCUGCACUUUGAGCUUUUGCUUUCGGUACUCAAACUUGGGUUAGAAGUGGAUUGUUAGAGGCUGUGGAAUGGAAUGUUCUUUUCCCCAUUUAUUGCUUUCCUUUAGUGUUCAGAUUUAGUUAAAGUUACAGGCAAACACUUGUUCCCUGAAGUUGCAGCUCAUUCGGUGGAAGUUACCGGCCAUGUGUGAAGCUGAGUGUUCUUGAGUUGAACUGUGCAGUGCCUCUCCUUUCCUAUUCCUUCUUUGUGUGAUAAACUUGUGCCUGCAAUGAGCGCACAAAGUGUUUAAAGGAACACUGGCACAGUAAUCUCGCCUCGUCUUUCUUUGCUUGACAGGUACCUGUCAACUCUGUAAUUGCAGCAUGAAGCUAGGUGCAUGCUGCCAAACGAGCCCUUGCAUUCGUCUUUCACUAGGCCUUUUGACAAAUGCGACAAGGGAUGAGUCUGGCCGUCUGCUGUCGCUUCCUUGGGAGUGCUGGGUGCCCCUCUUGCCUCCUUUCAACUUUUAUUCUGUUGAGUGCUAAAUGCACAACAUUUUCAGUGGCAUGGUGUGACUUUUGACCUCCGCCGGGUUGAUUAGCACUUGUGUCAGUGGUUUACAAUGCCACACAACAACCAUCUUUGAUCUCUGAUAACACAUGGUCUGCUUGAUGCCUGAAGCUUCACUGCAGGUUUUGAACUGGUUGUAUUAAAAGACACUGUAAUUAA
Molecule: messenger RNA, 2959 nt
Organism: Dermacentor andersoni
Lineage: Eukaryota; Metazoa; Arthropoda; Arachnida; Ixodida; Ixodidae
Gene: Dsor1
Product: mitogen-activated protein kinase kinase 1
Biological process (GO): protein phosphorylation
Molecular function (GO): protein kinase activity; ATP binding
Source: RefSeq, a predicted model, not a curated record